Bactrocera latifrons is the source of this 1264-nucleotide messenger RNA. RefSeq lists its product as uncharacterized. The record is from RefSeq and is a predicted model, not a curated record. NCBI's taxonomy places the organism in Eukaryota, Metazoa, Arthropoda, Insecta, Diptera, Tephritidae. The transcript is spliced from 5 exons. Bases 378 to 1238 code for a protein of 286 amino acids.
GUUGAGGUUUUUGCACAGCGACUUAUGAUCUAUUGUACCCUCUCCUAUAUCACAUAUGGACAUAAAGGUCCAGCACUCUGAAAAAUCUCAGGAGCUUGCUGUGAGCAAUGGAUGUAAUAUGGUCCUUGUCCACAUAGAUGGAUCAUAGAAAACGAUUCAGUACGUAAUAUUAGAAGUGCGGGGGUGUGUGCAUAUAUACCAUGCGAGUUUUUUAUGGCGUGCAGGUAUACAACAUCUCUGUUUUUAUUUAGCCUGCCUUACUGUAUAUUUCUUGAAAUCUUGGCAACACUAAUUCAUUUUGUGUAGCUGUCAAAUUUUAAAUUUUUUCCCGCGGCGUAUUCGUGCCAUAAUAAUUUAAUACAAAUGGAAAUGUGGACAUGUCCAAUGUCGGCACAGUAUCAAUUGAAAAGGAGAAAGAUUCUUCUCAAAUAUCGCAAUCAUUUCGAGACCAAAAACUAAUUGAAAGAUUUGUUCGACACAGCCAACUGCUCAAAAUUAUUGAAGGGGCAACAGAACUAUUUAUAMAAAGAUGUAAUAGCAAGAAGCCGGAAGACGCAUUAGGUGCUCUAUUUGUACCUCUUCAUUUUGAGUACACCCAUUUUAUACACAAUAAUGCUAAUGAAUUGUUGCACCAGCUAAUCGAAGAACCAUUACAAUUUUUGAACGCUGCCAAAUACUGCGUUUAUGGGAUUGUUCGUGAUCAAAUUAAAUUAUCUGGAAACACAGUAGAGAAUAACGCACUUAAGUCUAUUGACAUUGACCAGCUUCACAUUCAACUGAGAUUCAUCGGAUUACCACUCCAAGAAGAUUUGCACUUUGCACAGUACAAAAACUGUUGGCCGUCAGGGCUCUCAUGGACAACUGGAAUUUUGUCGGCAAUAUCGGAACCUCAGUGGGCAAUUUUACAGUCGACGUGGUUUUGUUCAACCGGCUGCAAUCGUAAUAAAAUUAAAUCAGACUCUAUAGAUGCACCGAUAUGCAAUAGCUGUGGUCAGCAUAUGAAUGAAUAUUCAAAAUUGCGUGUGACUGAGAAAUAUCAUUUUCUGCGCUUACUUCCCACCUGUUGUAUUGAAACCCCCAGAGUUGUGAAUAAAAUUUUCCGUGCACUAACUGUGCAUUGCAAAGAACACGUCCACGAUUGCGAACUGCGUCUUGGAACUAGCUACUUCGUAAUUGGUUACUACGAUUACACGCGUGUUGGUCAAAUUUUUCAAGCAUGGAGCAUAACCAUACGUUAGAAAGUACUUUUGCAAUGAGCCUGAGG